AUGAAAUUGGUUGAUAUUUUACUUGUACUGAGUGCAGCAGCAACUGCCAAUGCAAUAUUGAUACCGACUGGUAACGAUGGUUUACCCCAAGCAUCAGGCACUUUCAGUCAAGUAUCUGAUCCAACCAAUGAACCUAAUCCAGGCACUUCCGACGACUGGCAAAGUAUAGUGGAUGCAGUUAAUUUAAGCAUUCUUGACGAAGACUGGAAAUACCUAUUUGAUCCGAUUGAUCCAAACACAUCCGACCAAGACUGGCAACAACUGAUUGAUCAACCCAGUUCAAGCACUUUCAGUCAAGUAUCUGGUACAGCUGAUAAACCUGAUUCGAAUAUUUAUAACCAAGACCAGCAACAGCCAAUGGAUCAGCCUAGUCCAAGUACUCCAAAACGAGGUCGAAAACGGCCGAUUGAUGAACCCGGUUCAAACAUUUCCAAAUAUGAUCAGAAACAAUCGAUGAAUCAACCCAGUCCGAGUGCUUCCAAACAAAGUCGGAAACAAUCAGUUGAUGAACCCGGUUUAGACAUCCCUGACAAAGACUGGCAACACCUAAUAGAUGAAGUCAAUUCAAACACUUUUGAAGACUGGCGAGAACUGUUUGAUAUAGCUGGUUUAAAUACUCCCAGUCAAGUUUCUGACUCAAUUGAUCAAGUCGGUCCAAGCAAUUUUGACAAAUACCAACAACAACCAGCUGAUAAAACCAGUUCAAGUAUCCCCGACCAAACUCAGCAACACCCAAUAGAUGCAACUGAUUUAAAUAUUUCCGACCAAGAUCCACAACAGCCGAUUGAUCAAUCCAGUCCAAGUACUUCCAAACGAAGUCGGAAACGACGAAUUGAUCAACCCAGUCCAAGUACUUCCAGACAAGACCAACAGCAACCAAUGGAACAAGACCAACAACAACCAAUGAUUCAUGACGAGUCGGGCAAUACUGUUCCAAAUCAAGCGACUGUAUUAAACGAACGGGAUCAGAGAACCUUUGAUCGCAUGAAGAAAAGGCUUGUAGCGUCUAAAAUAGUGCAAAAGAAAAAACACAAAAAAUAUUGUGAUUAUGAAGCCAUUGGAUUGGAACAACAGCUAGCGCUAGAAAGGGGAGAAGAGAUAUCAGGAUCAACGUACGAUCCAAAGGUUGAAAAGCAACUGAAAGAAGAGUAUGUAGCGGCAAGUAGAAAAGUACCCAGUAUCAGACAAAGAUUGAAAAGGUUUAUGAAAAGGCGUGGUUUAGAAUUUCAAGAGCCGGACUCGGAUUUGGAUUGA
Messenger RNA from Batrachochytrium dendrobatidis JAM81, 1254 nucleotides. RefSeq lists its product as uncharacterized. The transcript has a single exon. Bases 1 to 1254 code for a protein of 417 amino acids. The record is from RefSeq and is a predicted model, not a curated record. NCBI's taxonomy places the organism in Eukaryota, Fungi, Chytridiomycota, Chytridiomycetes, Rhizophydiales.